This is a messenger RNA of Puntigrus tetrazona (Sumatra barb), 1331 nucleotides long. It is a transcript of the gene gsx2, whose product is annotated as GS homeobox 2. The transcript is spliced from 2 exons. The record is from RefSeq and is a predicted model, not a curated record. Bases 93 to 809 code for a protein of 238 amino acids. Gene Ontology annotation, molecular function: DNA-binding transcription factor activity, RNA polymerase II-specific; sequence-specific double-stranded DNA binding. Gene Ontology annotation, cellular component: nucleus. Lineage: Eukaryota; Metazoa; Chordata; Actinopteri; Cypriniformes; Cyprinidae. Gene Ontology annotation, biological process: regulation of DNA-templated transcription.
UAAGAGCACUGUGUACUGCGCGCGUCCUUGGAGCAACGCCAUCAGUGCGGUAUCACUGACACCAUCAGCGUCACACACAGACAGGAGCGAUCAUGUCGAGGUCUUUCUACGUAGACUCUUUGAUUAUCAAGGAUCCCGCUCGCCCGGUUCUCAGCGAGCACGCGGGGCAGGACUUUCUCAUCCCCAUUGGCAUGCACUCUCCCGGAGUGAUGAGCGUCACUGCGCCCGUUUGCCCGUCCCGGAAGACCGGCACUUUCUGCGUCUGUCCGCUGUGCGUAACCUCGCAUAUCCACUCUCCCCGCGCCGGGAUCCCGCUGCUGAAGGGACAGGGCUUCUCCGCCGGUGACGCGGCUUUCUGUCAGAGGGUAGCACAUCAACAGAGCUCCGCGUUAGCGCACCCGGGACACGGACACCCGCCCACAAGCUACAGCGUCACUGACCCUCGGAGGUACCACUGUUUGUCUCUAGGUGCGUCCGACAACGGCCACAUACAGAACGGCAAGCGGAUGCGCACCGCCUUCACCAGCACCCAGCUGCUCGAGUUGGAGCGCGAGUUCUCGUCUAACAUGUACCUCUCCCGCUUGCGCAGGAUCGAAAUAGCCACGUAUUUAAACCUCUCGGAGAAACAGGUGAAAAUAUGGUUUCAGAACCGCCGCGUUAAACACAAGAAAGAAGGCAAAGGCGCGCAACGCAGCGCGCACGCGGGGUGCAAAUGCUCGGGCGGUCACUCACACUACCCGCGCUCGGAGGACGAAGAAUCUCUGUCACCUGUGUCAGCAACAGAGGAGAAGGAGACAUCACCUAUUUAGGGGCGUCUCGAACACCACAGACUUACGUUUGGUACCCUGCAUGGCACAUAUAAACGUACGGAUCCGUUAAAACGAUUGACUUAACGGGACGCUGUCUUCCAUAUUUCCAUAACCAGAAGGGUAUGGAAGUUUAGCUACUAUACCAAUUCCUCCCUCGUUCCUCUUAAAGUAUUGUUUUACCCCGACACUUGAGUGUUAUCUGUCUUAUCCGUAUACUACAAACUGUGAAAUGAUAAUUCAGUGAUGCAAGUAAAAUGUGUUUUUUUGCAGUUGAGGUGAAAACGUUUUUGAAACGACCACGGAUGAUCCACGAUGUCUUCCUUGCUCUUUGAAGAAUAAAUGUUGGAUAUAUAGAGAAGAUAAAAGGCUCCCUGUGUGAUACUGUAAAUACGCAGACUGUUAAUCCGACCUGUCCUAGACUACUGAGAAACUGUGAUUUUUUUUUCACCUGAAUUUUAUGUGCAUAUUAAAGAAAACGUGUAUAUUUGUAUUUAUUUAAAUAAAAUGACUUCUGUAACUACA